This is a messenger RNA of Pseudophryne corroboree (corroboree frog), 8296 nucleotides long. It is a transcript of the gene TTC3, whose product is annotated as tetratricopeptide repeat domain 3. Gene Ontology annotation, molecular function: zinc ion binding; protein binding. The record is from RefSeq and is a predicted model, not a curated record. NCBI's taxonomy places the organism in Eukaryota, Metazoa, Chordata, Amphibia, Anura, Myobatrachidae. The coding region runs from base 185 to 5716 and encodes 1843 amino acids. The transcript has 46 exons.
AAUAGAGCUGGGACAGCGUUGCUGCGGCUGGAGGCAUGUAGCCCGGCCCAUUGCCCUGAGUGCGUCCCAUUUUAGCGUCAUCACAUUGCGCUUGACGCGCACAUUGCUUACCCGACCCGGGGGAGAGCUGGUUAACCCAGAGGAAGUGGGUCGGUCAGGGGAGAGGUUUGCGCCUUUUGCAGCCAUGAACAUGAUGGAAAGGACGAUGACGACAGAGUUUUCCAUAUCCACGACUAGAGUUAUUCCCGUCAAAUGUAGAUGGGGUCAUGACACAUUCACAUCCGCUCCUGUUGUUGAUAUUGUGACAAAAGUUGACCCAGUCGGCUUCUGGCUUUCUCUGAAAAGUGAAGAGCAGAGACAGAACUGCAAUUUACUGAAAACCUAUAUGCUGUGGCCGGUCCUGAUGAAUAACGCUGGACAUGUGAAAAAAUGCGAGCAGCCUUGGUCUGGGCAGAGCUCCGAUAUGACCAUUAAAGAGUUAAACUUCAUUGAGCUAUUAGAGGAUCUUGCCGACCUCUUUCAGAAAGUAGCGGACCAACGUCGUUUAAUUGAGGGAUUAUUAAAAAUAGGACAUAAAAUGGAAAGACCUAGACAUAAAGUAUUCCCAGAAGCCAUGAACUGGGUGCAGUCCACUAGAGACCAAAAUGUCUAUAAGAAAUUAGAGUCGCAAGAAAGCCUCCGAAAUCGUUCUCUACAGACCUUCUUUACAGAGUAUGCUUUUUAUCUGAACAGGAUGGGAAUGGACUGCAAAACAUUGGCUGAAAAGGUCAAAAUAUUUGAGUGUGCUAUGUGUGAAGAGAUGUCUGGGCAAAGUAAGCUUCACGGCAAUUACUCAUUUACGAACGGAAAGUUCUGCUCUGCGGUUGAGGAGUAUUCCCAUGCAAUACAAUAUAGCCCUGAUAACCAUUUCCUAUUCAGCAAUCGAGCUCUGUGCUUUAUCCGCAUUGGGAAAUAUGGGAAAGCGCUGAGCGAUGGGAAGAAAGCAGUUAUACUUAAGAACAGUUGGCCAAAGGGUCAUUACCGGUUCUGUGAAGCUCUGUUUCUGCUUGGGGAAACAGAAAGAGCAAUAGCGUCUAAUGAGAAGGCACAGGAGCUGUGCCAGGACUGUGCCGAAGGCAUCCGUGACCUGAUCCAGCAACACACCAGGUUCCAGCAGCAAAUAGAGGAAGCCACAGAAAUGAAAGUAAAGAAACAGUCUAAAAAGAAAGCGACCAGUGAGAAAAGGCUUGCAGCGCAGGCUGAGCCUGCUGUAGAUAAUACAGAAAGUACACUGGUAUCCAACGCUGCCACAGAGGAUGUUCCUGAGCAGGAAACUAUUAGUGGGUCUGGUUUAGAGAAUAAAGAAUGCCCUGGAAAUGUGAUUGGACAACAGCCAAAGAAGGGAAAAUUAAAAGGAAAAGAAUCCAAAAAAUCAAGGGGCUCAAAUGCGACCACCGAUUCCAAAGCAACUGAAGAGAAUGUAGUACGCAGUGCUGAGGGUUAUGCAGCCAUGCUGGAAGAUGUAGUGAAAUCCCUUGCACGCGACGGAUAUGAAGCUUUAAAGGACAAGCGCUGUCACAAUGCGCAGGCCAUGUUUUCUCAACUCCUGGAAAUCUUGGAGCAUAAUGAACUGCGGAGUCUGCACCUGACCAAGAUCGAUUAUAUUGUACUUAUGUACGGACACGCUAAUGCACUGCUCGGCACUGGACAGUCUGAGGAGCUGACAAAGGCUGAAGGCCUGUUCAAGGAAAUUGUGCGACAUUCUGUCUUCUCCAAGGUGAAGUUUAACUGCCUGGCUUUCUAUGGACUCGGCAAUGUCUACCUUAGGCAAAAUCGGUUUUCUGAUGCUUUAAAUCAGUAUGUUAAGACGAAGACCAUGGUGAAAUACAACAUGGUUCCCGGAGUCCUAACCUGGCCAACAACAUCUAUUGUCCUCGAAGAGACCAGGCCAGAAUAUUUUCAGGUUAUCUUAGAUAAUUGCAUAGAGGAAUGCAAGUUCCCACCUAAACCUAAUGCUGUUUGCCGGUAUGAGAACUGUCUCAGCUUGCCUAAGACUCAGAUAUAUUUUUCGGACCCUGAUUUCAAGGGCUUUAUCCGUAUGAUGUGUUGCCGGUACUGUAGAGUGGAGUUUCACAUUUGCUGUUGGAAAAGACUGAAGGCCACGAAGUAUUCUGAUAAGAACGACAAGGAUUUCCUAAAAUACACGUGUCUAACCCCGGACUGCACAGGAUUCAUUUCUCAUGUUGUAAUAUAUGAUUCUUCGGCUCAAGUGAAAUGUGAGUUUGAAGAUAAAACUUUAAAGAAAAAAGAACCACAGAAACCUACAGUGAAAAACAGAGGUGCCAGCAGCAAGAAAAUAAAAAUGAAGCCUGAAAAUAAAGCUGAGCGUAAGAAGAAGGCCACAGAGGAAUCUGCUGUAGAGCUGUCAUACGAGAAUAAGGCGAAGCUUCACGAGAACAUCAUUUCUGAAGCAGCGGUGACUAAUGGUUUCCACGUGACCUGUGACCCUCUGCUGUUACAAGUAUUUAAGAAGCAGGAGCUUAUAAGGAGUGGAUGUCCGAUGUGCUUCCCGGCGUUUUGGGAGUCCGUAGCGGCGUGGAGGGUUAUAAAUCGGCAGGAGCUGGAUGACUUAGACAGAAGUGCUGGUUCACAGCCCACCUUCAAUAAAAUUAAGAAUCUUUUAAAUCAUCUGUACACAUUAAAUGAUAGCGUAAAGACUAGAAUAGUGCUCUAUUUGUUGCACUUGCACAAGGACUAUAUAUCCAUUGAUCUGCUCGAUUGGGUGACUUUAGUAGACAAUAAAGGAUUGGAGGCUGCACAGGAGUUCAGAGAGCUAUAUGAAGAAGGCCUGAGGAGCAUUAAGUUUGAGGAUGUAGGUCAUUUGUGGAACGAAACCUAUGGGAAGAACGUAAACUAUGUAAUGUCGGACUACACUACAAACACCCUGUGUGACGUACUAGCUAGUAUGGAUGUAAAAGUGUUCCGCUGCUUCAUAUGGUUUCUGGAGGAGAACAAACAGAUUGGAUCAGUACUCGGACUCCAAAAAAAAUUAUAUAAAUAUUUUCAAGAGAUGGAUGUACCGCGUAGACAAGAACCAAAGCAGACCUUAGAACAUUUCUCUAAUAUAAGUAUGAAUAUUAAAAUUAAACAUAAGAAAAAGAAGCGGAAUCAACCAAAGGCUACUUAUAAACUGUCCGGUGCGGUCAGUACCAGAUCACAGGAGGAUGAUAUUUUGACGGAAGAGAAUACCUUAAGCCUUUUGGAUCCUUAUGAGCCUUUCCUAAUUCCUGAAUACUUGCGCCAAGACAUAGAUGAAUUUGAAGUACUCUACGAGCCAGAUGUAGGGAGGAGCGGAUAUGAAGGACAGGUUGACGAUACCUUAGAGGUUGUCCACUCCUUAGAAGUUAUCCGGUUCACUCUCUAUGAGUACUUCUCUCAAAUUUUGGAGGAAUAUGGGCCCCUGAAAUUAGAUGAUGAGCUGUUGAUUGGACAGUAUAAAACCUUCCCGGAAGAAACGCACAGUAUGGUGGAAGCAUCUGGUGGUCUGAAGAACUUUCUCCUAAAUUCCAGCAAGUUCACCAUGGUGGACGACCUCGUUGUUUUGUCAAACUUUGAUUUUCCAUAUGUUGUUUUUGGAGAGCCUAACAAACUGAACCCAGCAGCAUCCGAAUUCAAGCCUUUAUUUAUGAAGCCUGUGCAUGAUGAUGUUGACCUGUACUGCGAAGCCUACCACCUUGAGCAUAUAUAUAGUAGUCCCACUACUGCCAAGCCUGACAGACUGAGUAGUGUCUAUAGUAACUUAUACUCCUCUAACCAGUCGGAAUUUCCCCAUCUAUGUAAUGACAAAUCUAGACAUCCUUUACCUUUUGAGUUGUCUAGUAAUGACAGCGUGGAUUUAGGGUCUGACCUAGCUGAUGAUACGGAUGAAAUCCAUAGUUUAGCUAGUAAUAGAUCUAGGUCAACUUCUCUGGAUAAUGAUAAAGUUCCACUCACAAGUAUUCCAUUAUUCCAAGAAGAGUCUUGUACAGAACAACUGGACCAACACGAUUAUAUAGCACCCUUGAAAAAUGAAAAGUCACUAAAGAAUAUUCAAACUGCUAUAGUAUCAGUACAGGUAGAUAUAGAGUAUUCGCAGCAUGAAGUUAAUACGGAUCCGUUGCAGCCUUUUGAAACACAGCAGGGAGACAUUUUGCGUAUGGAGAAGGAACUUGUAGUCCUAAGAGACCAACUGGAAGAGGCAACGGAGAAGUAUGAACAAUUACAGAACCGCUGCCAGGAGGAAAUAUCUGGACUCCAGGGAAAAAUUAAGGGCACCGUAGACAUGAAUAAGCUUACAAAGACAGAACUGGCCUGGUUCCUGCAAGAAUAUGAAAAUGAGACCAAAAAGUGGCAGCAGGAGAGGAAAGAGAACCAGGACAAGUUAAAGUCUCUGAAGAAUAAGAUUAAAACGACCACAGAAGCCAAUGAGAAGUUUUCAAGGAAUAUAGAAGAGAAGAAAAAACAGUAUGACAAAUAUAUUGACGAUUUCCAACAGAUCCAUCUUAGUAAAUUUGAGCUUGAAAAUGCCAAGGUGGAAAAACGUAUUAAAAAGUGUGAAGAAGAAAGACAAGAGCAUAAGCAGCGAUCCAUUGCAGCCGAGGUGACCGUCCUGGAGAACCAAAAGCAGUGCGAGAUGUUAAAACUGAGGAUCAAAGUUUCUACUGCAGAACGGAGCAUCAGUGUGUUAAAAGCCAUAACCAGCAGUAGCAAGCCUGUGUCUGCGCAGACUGUACAACAGAUUGCAUGUCUCGAGUGCCAUAUUGUAAAGCUGACAAAGGAAAUGGACACUAUAAAGUCCCAGUUUGAUGAAAAAAUGAACCUAGUGAAAAGCGGCCUAAAGCUGAACAGUGUGGCUGGGGCGCGUGCGAGCAGAUUGGCGAGUCCUCCUAGUGCCCUUAUGUUGCAGAUUCCGCCUGUGACCAAUCCGACCCCUCCAGCAAAUAGUAGCAGCCAGCCAUUUACUUGCACUCCAGCCCCUAUCAAAUCUCCACUGAAGAAAGCCGCUGCUCCUAAACCUGCCCAGCCCAAAGAGGACAAGAAGCCGCCCGCAUUUCCUUCAUCUAAUAGUAAACUGAAGAACCCGGCACCUGCUCCCACAAAGGCCCAGGCGGCCGCUGGCCAGGACAGGAAAGGGAACGUACAGCCUGAAGCUAGGCACCAAUCUCCUGCCAAACCUACGCUGUUUGAUAAAAUCAUAGAAGAACUGCAUAACAUAUUUCCUCAUUAUAAAAGUGCCGAGCUCGCCAGCUUCAUUAGAGAUUUCCGUGUUCGAAAUAAUGGGACCCUUUCUGGUUUUUCACAUGAGGAAAUCAUAAGCAGGGUGUCAGAACACAUAUUGGACUACCAGGCCAAGGUCCCGUCUCCAGUCUCACCGAAGUCGGCAUGUACACCAUGGCCUGGCAAACCCCAGCCCCUUCCUUCACCCCAGCCCAAACAGCCGUGGAGAGUGGUCACCGGGGGAGCGAAGAGCAAGUGGCAGAGCGCUAAUACUUCAGAGUCCUAUAAUGAUGAACCCUGCAUCAUCUGCCACGAUGAGCUGAAACAGUUCCCGGUGCACUUUCUGGACUGUGGCCACUGUUUCCACAAGCAUUGCAUCAAGAAAUGGCUGAACACCCAAAGCACCUGUCCAACAUGCCGGGACCAUGCUCUCCUACCAGAGGACUUCCCGGCCCUGUCCGGCAGGAUGAGGACCGUGUAACGCCAAAUCCUUCCUUCUGCAAGAAGCUGUGCGCUCGUUCAGGGACUUUUUAUGAGAACUGGUGCACCGAUAACUGCAACAAACAAUAAAAGGUUUCUAGAAUCCUUCCCAGCCAAUCAGAUCGCUUGCUCACUUUCUGGAUCACUUUCUGAAUUAGAAGCAGUCCUAAGAGAAGGGUCCCAGUAGCCAUGUGGUUACCCAUGCACCGGUUCUCUUGAACGGCCCCCAGUAGCGAGUGAGGAGGUGGCUGUCCACCUUCUAUGGUUAUGCAGUUGAUCAUGGCUUCUUCCAGCUCACCUGUCGCUUGCUUUGUGCUUUUGUCAUUGCGGUAUACCGGCUAUCCUUCUCCCUGUACCAUUGUUUUCUCCUAUACGAGGUCCUAGAACGUGUGGUAGCAACAUAUUAGUUCAUUCAAGAUUGCUGUAUUAAUACCUUGUGACUUAGAGAAUGAGCUCCAUUCAUAGCUGACUUCCAGAAAGUUGAUGCCUUUCAGAAGUUUAAAAGACUUGUAUGGGAUUAAUGGGCCAAGCUGACUUAGACGUUUUCUAGCCACAUACACUAGUUUUGACUAUAAAGCCGCAGUGUACAAUUAAUUUCUUCACAAUAUUAAAAGGGUUUCAAUUAGAGAUGCUCUGUCAGAUCCAGGAAUGUAUAGUCUCUACACCAAACCUUCCACUCUGAUUUUGGUCUCUGUCCUGGUGCCCGCGCCAAAUCCGUUACAUGGAUGAUAUAAGGCCGGGUACACAGUACGCAGAUAUCGGCCUGAUUUGGCAUUUUCAGUCAAAUCAGAACGACAAGUCUGGCAGUGUGUAUGACCAAUUAGCGCGCUCCCAAGCGACCUCUUCUUCUAGUCAUCCCUGCUGCAAGGACAACCAGAAGAUAUCGCUAAUGAUGCACUGCUGCCGAAUGCAGCAUGGCGCGUUGCCUCACCUCGUCGUCCCUUGCACCAUGCAAGUGUAUAUGCACUUGCCGAUGCAGGGUCCCGUCGGAUCGUCCGGCUACACAGCGUUCCGAUGUGUAGCCGGCCUAACUUUUUGCUUUAAUAUCGAAGUUGGUACAUUUCUACUGACUGACCCCAACCAAAAUUGAUUGCGACUCCACAGCCCUGGUCAGAUGUCUCUUGCUGUGCGCUGACUGAACGUGGUUGUCUGGCUUUCUUACACGAGAUUGCCAGGACCCGGCGAUUAGUGUAUGGCUUGUGUCCCCUACCGAGGUCCUAAAGUUUAUAAUACAAAGUAUUCUGUUUAACAUAGAAUGACACAGAUGUGUUGCUUUCAAUUUUAUUACAGGUUGUUACCUGUUUAAUUUUUUUUAUUAUCAGCAAAGCUUUGGAGGCAGUUAACAUCCCCCACUCAAUAAUUUUACUGAAGAAGAGGCGUGCCGGGUUACAACUUACCGGUAUAACGGUUUUCAGCUAGACAUUGGACACUUGCCUGAAAUCCGCUGUGGAAAGCACAGAAAGACACUGAUACUAUUUGACAGCUGUUCACUCUAUUUCAAGCUGAAGUCUUAUUUCUAGUAUAUGGGCUUACAACAGUAAUGAUGGUUUUAAAAAUGGAAAAUUUAAUGUUUGAGUGCAGUUGCCCUUUAAAGCUUAUAGAUGUGUGUAUGUGUUUGAGUGUAUAUUUUAAUGGCAAGCUUAUAUACCAGGCGCAUUAUCGUGCGUACUUACAAAAUAGUGUCCAAAGCUUUUCACAAUCACCUCCAUUUUGGAAUAGUUCACAAUAAUAGCCCAGUACACUUUUAGGUCAGUCCAGUAUGCAUUUGCAAUGCGUGACAUUCACAAAAAUAUGUGCACCUUAGGUGACGUGGUAUCCAACACCUGGUUGCACAGCUACCUGUACACCAGUUGUCAGAAGCACCCUCUGUAAGUGCUCUUAUUAUAUAAGAAAUAAACACACAGUGACCAUUGCCCAUCUUUCCUGCGGCUGAUCCGAUCACCUCUGAUCCCAGCGUGCAGCGAUCUCUGCUCCCUCUCCUACAGUAUCAGCCUCCGUCGUGUUUUAGUCCUUCAGUGUUUUGCACAUAUUUGAGUAUGUUGUCGCUCUUGUAUAUAAGUAAUUAGAAUUGGUAAAUACUUCAUUUGUAUAUUUAAGAGUGCAUUGCUUACUCAGAGCAGAGGCAACCAUUGUGUGACCCUGGAUAAGGUUGGGUACACAUUAGACCGUAAGAUGUCACACGUGACCUGCGGGGCCGUGCAAUCAAGCAUGCACAGUAGACGAUAUGCACGAUUUGUCCUGAUAUCUGCCUAUUGUGUACCCACCCUAACACUCGGGAACAUGCAGCGCAACAGGUCACUAUGAGCUAGAUGGGGUUACUACGGUAGCGCCCACUGCUGUGUGUAAGUGUCAUGUGCACUCAGGCACAGAGAACCAAAAGCAUAAACUGGUGUCCCUCUACGUCUUCAUAAAAGCACAGCGCAUGGUUUUACUUUUGCACCAAAAUAACAACAGCCCAGUUAGGGGUGUUCUGUUUCCUUUUUAGCCUUUGUUGUACUUUACCUAUUUUUUUGAAUUGUGUUCUAUGAAAAAACUAAAUUCACAUGCUUGUUGCAAGUAGAAUAAAUGUAAAUUCCCUUUA